This is a messenger RNA of Carya illinoinensis, 513 nucleotides long. RefSeq lists its product as uncharacterized. The coding region runs from base 1 to 513 and encodes 170 amino acids. NCBI's taxonomy places the organism in Eukaryota, Viridiplantae, Streptophyta, Magnoliopsida, Fagales, Juglandaceae. The record is from RefSeq and is a predicted model, not a curated record. The transcript has a single exon.
AUGCAAGCUUUUAGAAGUGUACUUGAUGAUUGCAAUUUGAUUGAUUUGGGAUUUGAGGGCCAGAAGUAUACAUGGUGUAACAGAAGAUAUGAGUAUGGGGUGGUUAGUGAAAGACUGGACAGGUUUGUUGCUACUCCCAGCUGGAAAGCAUGUUUUCCCCUUUCUCGAGUUGUGCAUGGUGUUGCUGCAUCUUCUGAUCAUUUGCCUAUCAUAUUUGUACCAAGCACUGCUGAUAAUGAAUAUAGGCAUAAGCUCUUUAGAUUUGAGGCAAUGUGGGUGGAGGAUGACGAAUGUGGUGAAGUUAUUUCAAGAUGUUGGCAAGGAACUCAUGAAAAUAGGCCUAUUGGUUCUAUUAUUGAUAGACUGAGCAUAUGCAGUAAGGGAUUGGAGGCAUGGAACAAACAGAAGUUUGGGCAUGUGAAACAGCAAAUCAAAAGGGCUCGAGAGUCUCUUCAAAGAUUACAGUUAGCUGAACCAAGUAGUAUAACAAGAGAAGAAAUGAUGAAGGCUUAG